ACCUCAUAACCUAACCUCAUAACAGAAAAACGUUAUUGGAGAGUUCCUCCUCGUUAUCAAUUGAUGGGUGCAUGGGAGGUACCUGCCACACCUUAUGGACACUAGAUCGGGCGGAACCUCAGAACCUCAUAACCUAACCUCAUUACAGAAAAACGUUAUUGGAGAGUUCCUCCUCGUUAUCAAUUGAUGGGUGCAUGGAGGUACCUGCCACACCUUAUGGACACUAGAUCGGGCGGAACCUCAGAGCUUCAUAACCUAACCUCAUAACAGAAAAACGUUAUUGGAGAGUUCCUCCUCGUUAUCAAUUGAUUGGUGCAUGGAGGUACCUGCCACACCUUAUGGAUACUAGAUCGGGCGGAACCUCACUGAGCCUCAUAACCUAACCUCAUAACAGAAAAACGUCGGAUUAGAGAGUUCCUCCUCGGUAUCAAUUGAUGGGUGGGAGGCACCGGCCUCACUGCCUAACCGCACGGUAAUUAUCAGAACCUCAGUGUAGUUGAAUUGGUUUAUUCUCACAUUAUUUUAGAUAUGGCACAGCCUUUUCCUCAUGAGCCGAGAAAGCUGACUAGGCCAUUCAAGCAGAUCUUAAUAACACUAACUACAUGUAGAUAGUACUAGAGUACAUCACGUCGAGUGGAUUCCUAUCAGCUGGAUAGAUUGAGCAGGAACCUCACUGUGUGACAAGUGUCGGCAUAUCAAAUUCGACACUGUUAUUAUGUUCUUUAACGACAAAUAAACCGAACCAAGAGUUCAGUUAGUUUGAGAAGUUUUCAAAGAGUGGCGAUAAAAUGAAUCUGUUGCAAAUAUUUGUCUCUACACAGUUUAUUUCCAUCAUCAUAAUAUUGAAGACUACGACGCGUUCAUGGUACAUAAUGAAUAAACUGCAUUUGCACAUUGGCUACACUGUCAAUUUAUGUAACUUGUAGUUUGGCAAGGUGCCACGCAAGAUACGGGUCUACAAAAUGCUACUGACUAAGUCGUUGAUCGAUAUCUAGAUCGCCAUCUUCAUGCCCACUUUGGAAGACCUAUCGAUUACGAUGCAAAUAACACUGGACACUGCACUAGGAAUCAAUGAAGAGGUGUCGAUUGGGGUGGAUUUAUACCCUCCGUGAGCACGACGUAAAUAUAACGAACAACCUUUGUGCUUCUAGGCUUUUACAAUAAUUAGCUUCAUAAUCAGAACAUAACCUGCUGGCGAAGCUUUUCAUGUGUCCGUGAGCUUUCGUUUUUGCGGUUUAUGUUGACAGUCUGCUUUUAACAGAAAUGACCUCAACAGCGACCUUGGGUCUUCUGUUAUUUUUCGGCGCCAUUACUCUUCUCAACUUUUCCCUUGUCGAUACAUGGGGCUCGACCUGCGACCAGGGUUCUCCUGGCCCGCCAGGACCCCCGGGCCCGCCUGGCCCCAGCGGUGACUCAGGAGCACCUGAAUUCUUAGACUAUAAUAACUGGAGACAAUGUGCCUGGUACUCGUCUAACGGCAACGAUUACGACACUAACAUUAACUCGUGUACCAUCCAGAAGCGUUAUUCCGACAGCGCCCUCUACGUCGCCUUUGGGGGCAAUCUUCGGCUGUACGGUUGUGACGGUUGUUGCAAGAGAUGGUACUUCACCUUUAACAACAACGAGUGCUCGCCUGUACCGAUAGAUGGCACUGUUUACCAGACCAACACGUACUAUAUGAAUCUACAUAGACACCGCAACAUCGAAGGUUAUUGCCAUACGGUGGGAGCUGGAGAGGUCAUCGUUCGCUUUGCCGUAGGCGACUGCCCAGGGUACGGGAAUUAUGAUGCGUACACAGGAUGGAACAGCGCCUCACGUAUUAUCGUAAAGGAGAUACCUGCCUCACCUUAUGGCUACUAGACAACCUCAUAGACCUUACCAGUCCUUAAAGAAAUCUUGAUUUCUUUGUGAGUGAUGAGUGCGACUUUAAAUUUUACAAUUAUAACUGUGUGCCAAAAUUCCUUCAAAAAAAUAUCACUGAACAUCACGACUUACGAUUUUUUUGCUGCCUGACAAAAAAAAAUCAGGUGGAUUUCAAUUUAUGCGUCAGGGGUGCGAAGACAACCCAAAAUAAAAUCCUUUUUUUACGGGGAGUUGCAGACGAACUAAGGGGAGAUUUUCCCCAAUAAAUCAAACACAGGCCUUUAAACAAAUCAAUCCGUGAGGAGAACAAAUCGAACCGUUGAGGAGCACUUGAUAGAAACUUUAGAUAAGAAAAUCCAUGACGAUGACAUCACUAUUCACGGUACUACAUCUGAUAUUAUUAUUUUAACAUCUAAUUGCAUGCAUACAACUGUACACCACGAAAUGGACAAGUGUCCUAUUUACAAUUUCAAGAAUGGGCAAUUCACACACACAAAACAUUGUUACAACACUUGAAAUAAAGCAUUUGCAUGGCACUAUUUACAGUAAUACCACAUUAUUCGCAAUAUUCACCAAGAAUGAAAGAUGUCGUUAUAGCGUUGUACCAAACUUAACGCGAAAAUGAGUGAAUUCAACUGCUGCAAACUGCUUACUGAUAAACAAAUCAACAAAAUAAAGAGGUUCUGAUAUUCAGGUCUUACCAAGACCUUGCCUCUGAAGAAGGUCUUCCUAAGACCGGAACUUCAGAACCCUCUGAAUUCUUUUGGACUUGACUUAACGGUAAAUAUUCUCCGCUAAUAUCCGAAAAAAAUUCAAAGAAUUUCACGGGAAAGUCGCUCAAAUAAAGUCAACACAUUUAUUGAACAGAGAAGACAGAACACCGUCCUGUUGAAUGAAACGCAACAAUUGAGUGAUUCGCUGAGAAAUGUUCUCUUGACUGUAUGCAGCAGUCUUCAAAUAAUCAUAAAAUAAAAGUCAGUUAGCUUCUCGACGUUGCCUUUGCACAAUAUUAUCCAUAUAAGCUGCAGUUCGGUUAUCUCUCCAAAAUUCGUACCUCAUCUGAAACCUCCACUGACUUUGAAGCACGCAAUGUCAUUUGUUUGAAUGUCUGAAUGUUCAUAGAUCAUUGUACUGAAGAACAGAUUGUUUUCGAAAAAAUUUGACAUGUACAUUGUACAUAUGUACCUGCUUUAGAGAUAAAGGCCUAUAGCGUACAAACAUUUUAGUGCUUUGAUUUUUUACACAAAAUGUUCUCUAUAGAUUUUCUAUAUGCCGCGAUGAUAUUUUUAAUUUAAUGUAAGGUGGCGAUUAUUAAUUUUAACUUAAGACCAGUUUUUAUUUGAAUUCUUAUUUUAAAUGUUUUACAUUGAUUAUCUAGUUACAUGUAUAUUACUGUUUAUACAUUUUAACUUACCAUACUGCUUUAUCGUUUGUCUCUAAGGUUGCAUUAAAAAUCAAUGUGUAUCCCUUUGUUAAAGUUUAUGUUCACAUCUAGUCUUAACCCAAUUAAUUUUUGUUUGAUCAUUAUUUCCUGUGCUAUUUAACUAGAACUAGCCUGUGCAAAUAAGACCACAAUCUGGAAGAGAAUGGACGAAUAACUACAGAAAUACAAUGAAACUUACCCGAUCCCAAGGCUUCCCAGAAUUAUUCCAAAGCACUGUGUUUUCCAAACAAACUGUUUUCCUGUGGUGAGUGAGAUGGUCAUAUUCCGAUGUGUACUCCAU
Messenger RNA from Patiria miniata (bat star), 3587 nucleotides. RefSeq names its product collagen triple helix repeat-containing protein 1-like. The coding region runs from base 1264 to 1860 and encodes 198 amino acids. The record is from RefSeq and is a predicted model, not a curated record. The transcript has 4 exons. Lineage: Eukaryota; Metazoa; Echinodermata; Asteroidea; Valvatida; Asterinidae.